Sarcophilus harrisii (Tasmanian devil) is the source of this 2171-nucleotide messenger RNA. RefSeq names its product family with sequence similarity 204 member A (gene FAM204A). Lineage: Eukaryota; Metazoa; Chordata; Mammalia; Dasyuromorphia; Dasyuridae. The transcript has 8 exons. Bases 270 to 1193 code for a protein of 307 amino acids. The record is from RefSeq and is a predicted model, not a curated record.
GCUUUGUUCAGAGACGGACGGAAAGACUUCGCUUCGUUCCCUUCGCUGGGUCCCGGCUUCCUCCUCUAUAACCAUGAGCAGGGCCCGCCUGCUGUGGGGAGCAGCCACAGACACCCGACUGCCUUAGCGUCCACUUAAAGACCGCUAAAAACGUCCCCCUCGGUUCCCAAAUCUCAAUCAAGGCCAGCUACCCUCACCUUUCUGAAGAGCUGACAGGGCAGAGGAAACCCAAUCAAAAAACACGGGGCUCUUAGGAACAAGGGAGGAGAAUGAGUCGCGAGCUCCGCUCACGCUUCCUUCCCAAACGCCGAACGUGGGUGAGGUCGGUUGCUAUGGUGACCCCCUCGGCAAGGCUGAGUUCCCUAUUGGAUGAAAGCCCUGCCAGUUCCAGCCCAUUGGAUAGGAGACCAGAACCAAUAGAAAGACGGGAUGUUGACGACGUCUCAAAAUGGCCGCCGGGUCGCGCGAGCCGGUCGGAAAAGACAAUGUGGAGUGGACUGUUACCUCCUGGAAUGAAUGAAAGUGACAUUGAGUUGAGUUCUGAAGAUGAGACUACACCAGAAAUCACAGAACUUGGUUCAAACAAAGAUAAGGGAGAUGGUGUGAGAGAAGAGAUUGGGCUCUCUGCUUUCCGUACUGAUGGACCUAAAAGUGGGGCAGAGACAAAUGCAAAAAAUGCUGAUGAAGAAUGUCCAUCUGGAAUUCCCCCAAAUAUGUGGAAUAAGUUUCAAGAGUUACAUAAAAAGCAUUCUGAACUGAAAACCUUAACUAUUUCUACAAGCAAAGGGAAUAAAAGAAAACGUACCAGAAAAGGUAAAUUGAAGAAUAAAGAAAAGCCUGACAGUCAACAGUCUUCAAAUGAAGCCCAGUGGAAGGAACUUACUCAGUAUUUUGGAAUAAAUGAUAAAUUUGAACCCCCCAUAAUUAAUACAACUUUUCAGAAGUCAGGCCUUGAAGUACGCAUCGAUGAAUCUGUGGCUGAAGGGGAUUUUGAAAAGGCAGAAGAACUCAGUAAUAGGUUAGCUACUCGAGAGCUUGGGGUAAAAAUUGCCAAAGCUGUUGCAUGCCGCAACUUUGUAAAAGCUAAAAAAGAUGCUGAAACUUCACAGGAGGUUCGAAAAAGGAAGAAACUUGCAUGGGGGUUUGAAGCAAAGAAGAGAUGGGAAACCAAAAGCAACAUGGGAUAUAUGUAAAUAGGUCUUCAUCCUUGAAAAACAAAGAACUCUUGGUAUCUUACUGUUUAAAGGGAGCCAGCUAAAUUUGAUACCAGUUAGGAAAAGUAAAUGUCAGAUUAGUGAGUCAGUUACACAUAUUUUUUCAAUCUUUUAAAGUAAUGUAUCUUAUUUUGUUUUAAAAAUUAGAUUUUCUUAAUGAAUAUGAGAAUAUAGUUAAGGAAAAAACAUAAGGAAUGUAAUGUGUACAUACAUCAGUAUUUAAAGUAUUAAUGAAAUCAUUGAUAUAUGGAUAUAAUUGCUAUUGGUUCAUAUUGAAACCUCAGUUUGUACCAUAGAAAAGAGUGUUUUUGAAUUGCUGUGGCCAAAUUUUAUUUUCUGACAGCUUUCUGCCAAGUAUUGUUGGUCUGGUGGUCAGAACACAUAUUCUCUAUUAGCAAGCCUUGCACAAGCUUACUAUAAUAUCCUUGAAGGAAUCACUAAUAUUGGAGAAAUAUAUUUAUAUACAGCAAAAAUUAUUUGCUUUUUACUGUUUGAUGAAUAUUUAGCUAUUAAGAUCCAUGUAACUUAAAAUAUUUAUGGUCAUAAACUAUCCAUAUGGGUUUUAUUUUUUAAAUAAUGAUUUAGUAGUAAAUCAUAAAUAUAUCUAAGAAGAUAUAACCAUACUAGUCAAGAAACAUUCAGUUUUACUACAAGUGCUAUUUUGUCUAAAUAUUUUUUCCUAGAAAAUUGGGUUUUCUUUUUUUCUCAUGGCUGUCUGGUAAAAGUCAAUGAAUAAUUUUAAAUAGCUUUGAAGAUGGAAAGUGUCAUACAGUUUGCUAUGAUUUAAUUCUGCCUGAGAAUAGACAUAGGCUACUCACAUCUCAUUGUCUCUUUUAUUCCUAUGAUUCUUUGAAUUUUAAUGUUUUUCUUAGAUAGCUUAUCAGUUGUGCAGUUUGAUUAUUGAUAAAUAAUUAUUUUGAUAUUAAUUGAAAUACAAUGUUUUAAAUUCUUUAAAUA